AUGCAGGCGCCAAACGAGGAAAAAAAGAGAGGCCCCGGCAGACCGCCAAAAAGGUGCGAGGGUAGUAAGGAAGGACCCCUGUUGAAGUUUUUCACGAGCGACAGUAGAGGGAGCCAGGCGAUGCUUGAUGCAACACAAGAAAAAAGAUAUACACUGCGGAACAGAAGGGUCGAGCUGGAUGGAUUGGAAAAAGGGGAAAGUAAUGGAGAACAAGAAGCAGAAGUGGUUGAGAAAAGGAGUGAAGCGAGUGAUAUGGCAAUGGUAAUUGAAGAAAUAUUAGCAGUUAAAAAUGAUAUUGGCAAGAUUAUUGAAGUAAUACUGAAGAGAGAAGAAAGAACAAAACUAAUAAGAGAAAAUGAGGAGUUGAGAAAGAAAGUACAGUGGCUAGAAGAAAAACAAAAAGAGGACGUACGCCAUAGUGAGAAAGGGUCCCAAAGAAAUAAUAUUCAAGAAGGGGAAGAAAGACAGAACGGAAAACAUGGAAAAAAUGAAGAAAAUUCUCAGAAAAAUGAUAAAGUAGGAAAAAAAGGGCAAACUACGAAGACACGGCAAGACAGAGAAGGUGCAGUGCAAGAGAUGGACGCCCCAGUGGGGAUUUUAGUAGAACACUGGAGAUAUGAAAUGGAAGAAAGGAAAAGAAGAAGGAAGAAUGUGAUAAUAAGAUAUCUUGGAAAUGAAGAAGCCACUAGUAAGGAGGAAUUAUUAAAAAAAGCCACGGCAAAUGGAGAGUGA
This is a messenger RNA of Agrilus planipennis (emerald ash borer), 732 nucleotides long. Its product is annotated as WD repeat-containing protein 87-like. The transcript has a single exon. Bases 1 to 732 code for a protein of 243 amino acids. NCBI's taxonomy places the organism in Eukaryota, Metazoa, Arthropoda, Insecta, Coleoptera, Buprestidae. The record is from RefSeq and is a predicted model, not a curated record.